Molecule: messenger RNA, 1368 nt
Organism: Penicillium odoratum
Lineage: Eukaryota; Fungi; Ascomycota; Eurotiomycetes; Eurotiales; Aspergillaceae
Exons: 1
Coding region: 1-1368 (455 amino acids)
Cellular component (GO): membrane
Molecular function (GO): glycosyltransferase activity
Source: RefSeq, a predicted model, not a curated record
AUGUUGAGUUCUCCACGACGAUGGUUCUUCAUCUCCUCUCCGCUCCUUGUUUUCGCCCUCCUCUACUACCUUUUGUCUACAUACAAUCAAAUCCGGGUGACCACGGAAGUGAAUCAGUCCGCCGACCUGGAGCCGACCCAACCAACCCCGCAGCCUUCGCCUAAAAUCUCUGCCGAAGAAGAACAAUGUGGACGCAUACGUCGCGACAUGGACGAGGUGAUGGUGAUUCUGAAAACGGGCGCAACAGAAGCCCAAGAAAAAGUUCCAGUGCAGCUACGCACUGGUCUCCGGUGUGUCCCACACUUUGCAGUGUUUUCAGAUUAUGAAGAAGUCAUCAACGGUGUGCGCACCUACGAUGUCCUGCAAAAUGUAUCUCAGACUACCAUGGACAAGGAGCCGGAGUUUGAAUUUUACAAACGUCUGCAAGAGGUUGGCCGUGACGGCUUGACCGAGGAAGAUUGGGGCGAUGACACCAACGGCCCCUUCGGCAAGGUGAACAAUCCGGGCUGGAAGCUGGACAAGUGGAAGUUUCUUCCCAUGACAGAGGAAGCGCGGCAAAUCAUGCCCGACGCCAAAUGGUACAUCUUCAUCGAGGCCGACACCUACAUCGUUUGGCAGAAUCUGGUCAACUGGCUCGCGCAUCUGGAUUACACGCGCAGUUACUACCUCGGCAGCCCGAUGCAGAUCGGCGACAUCCUCUUUGGGUAUGGUGGAGCUGGUGUCAUUCUAUCGAACAAAGCCAUGAACCGUCUACACAAUUAUCAGACCGAAGCUAUGGAUGAAUUGGAGCAAAUGACCGCCUCCGAAUGGGCCGGAGACUGUGUCCUGGCCAAGGCUCUCCAAAGCACGCACAUCUUCUUGACUUGGGCCUGGCCCAUGAUGAUGACUUCUCGGCCAUGGGAGGUUGACCACUUCUCCGAGGCCUAUGGCCGACAGCCCUGGUGCUACCCAGUGAUCUCAUACCAUCAUAUGAACCCCGAUGAUAUCGAGGAGAUGUGGCAGUUUGACCGGGGUUGGUUCCAGAGUGGCAAGAAUGCCUUGCUGCUCCAUGCCGACGUGUACCGCGAGUACGUCCACAAUGAAACCCUCUCUCAGCUUGAUGAUUGGGAUAACCUGUCCGGGGCCGAUAUCAUCUUCGAUGAACCCACUCUUCCUUCCGUCGACUCAUGUGCAGAUGCUUGCAUGCAGAAUACCGAAUGUCUUCAAUAUUCGUACCACCACGAGGAGAGUUCGUGCAAACAUGCUGCCACUACGUUGCAUGGCGUCCGCAGCAAUGGAACAUCCUCGGGCUGGAUCCCUCGUCGUGUUCAAAAGCUGUUGAAUACCUUCCAGUCAUCCUGUCCUCAGGUCGAGUACAUUGUUGACUAG